GCAGUCGGGCAAAGCGCGCUUCAGUCGCGCCGUGCACCCAACGUAAGUCAAUUACAUAACCGAAACACUUAAUUAAAACUCUAAGCAAACUUGAAACCAAACUGUUACUAGCAUUCGAUUGUGAUGUGUUAGUGAGUGUUACGUGUUGGCAGUGAAAAAAAACUAAUGUUCGAUGGCUUCCAAUAUAUUCAAGCAAUGAAACGCAAACGGUGUAGAGGCUACUUCGUUAUCUGCUGAUGUGAUCGACCAUGCCGUCUGCCGUCGCGACCAUGCGCUACGCACUCCUAUGCUUGCUCUCCUUCUCGCUCAGCACAACCUUCGCUUUCGUGCUCGACAAGCAAAACCCAUACUCCCAAUUCAGGAAGUGGAACGCGGGCCUCAACGGAACCAUAGAAAUUGAAUUCAAAACCGACCAGCCGAACGGUUUACUUUUGUAUACGGACGACGGUGGCACUUAUGACUUUUUCGAAUUGAAACUCGUUAAUGGAGGUUUGAGAUUGAGAUACAAUUUGGGAGGCGGCGCGCAGAUUUUAACUGUCGGAAAUAAUCUCAAUGAUGGACAUUGGCACAAAGUUCAGGUGGCCCGAAGAGACGAGCACACAACCUUGACAGUGGACGGCAUCAGCCAAACGAAAACGUCUAGAGGAAAAGAAUUCGCCUUCGGGAAGUUCACAACCAACUCUGAUGUCUUCGUCGGCGGGAUUCCACCGUCGUACGAUUCGAAAUUGGCGACCCUAGCGUUACCGUCAGUGAUAUUCGAACCCAAAUUCCGGGGCGCUGUUCGUAAUCUGGUUUAUUCAGAUCUACCGGGUCAGCCGCCGCGGAGACAGGAGUUACGGCAUUCCAGGGAUUUGAAGUCAUCUCGUAUCGGGAACGCGAGCGGGGACGCGUGCGAGAGACGUGACCCUUGCCAGCACGGCGGGGUCUGCAUCAGCACCGACGACGGACCGGUCUGUGAGUGCCGAGACGGCGAUUACGAGGGAGCAUUUUGUGAACGAGACAAAGCACCAUCGGAGGCUACAUUCCGAGGGGCUGAAUUCCUCUCGUAUGACUUGACGCAGACAGGUGGAGAGCCCAUCGUCAGCACACAGGACACUAUAUCACUAUAUUUUAAGACAAGACAACCUAAUGGACUGUUGUUUUAUACUGGUCACGAAGCAGACUACUUGAAUUUAGCGGUUCGUGAUGGUGGAGUUUCUCUUACGAUGGGUCUCGGAAACGGUAAGCAGGAGAUGCACAUCAAACCGUCUAAGACGAGAUUCGAUGAUCAUCAGUGGCAUAAGUUAACGGUGCACAGAAGGAUACAGGAGGUAACUUCGUUCACCAGUUUUUGCAGGGUAUCAGCGAUAGUCGAUGACGUAUAUUCGGAUCAUUCCCAUGUGGCCGGGUCCUUCACAAUGUUGGCGAGUUCAAGGGCUCAUGUCGGAGGAUCUUUGAAUGCCAGAGCCUUGCCCGGUGCCAGGGUCCAUACUAAUUUUAUUGGAUGCUUAAAGAAGGUGGAGUUCUCAGCGGAUACUCUUCGACUGAACCUCAUCGACUUAGCUAGAACGGGCAGCAAAUUGAUAACCGUAACAGGAAGGUUGGAAUACUCCUGCAUAGCUACCGACUCUGCGGACCCAGUUACGUUCACCACUAGGGACGCCCAUUUGAUACUACCAAAAUGGGAAGCAGUGAAGACAGGAACAAUAUCGUUCAAAUUUCGAACGAACGAACCGAAUGGACUGAUCUUAUUCAACAUGGGCGCCAAGCCACCAAGGGUAGGUUGCACGGCUGACCUUUUUGCUGUGGAGAUCCUCAAUGGCUAUAUCUACGUGCACGUCGAUCUUGGAUCUGGCGGGGUUAAGGUUCGAGCAUCCAGGAGACGGGUGGACGAUUCACUCUGGCAUGACUUCCUCCUGAGGAGAAGUGGCAGAGACGGCAGAGUUACUGUUGAUGGUGCCAACGCUGAGUUUAAGACUCCUGGUGAAUCUAAUCAGCUGGAGCUGGACGGUCCUCUGUACGUCGGUGGACUCGGUUCAGAGUACUCAGCUUCCAGAACCCCACCGGUUCUUUGGACGGCUGCCCUUAGACAAGGUUUCGUUGGCUGCGUUAGGGACUUGACGCUGAACGGAAAAUCUCAGGAUCUGACGGCUUUUGCACGACAGCAAGAUUCUGCAUCAGUGCGCCCAGCCUGCCACGUGCUGAUGAAGCAGUGCGUGAGUUCCCCGUGCCAGCACGGCGGGAUCUGCUCCGAGGGAUGGAACAGACCCCUGUGCAAUUGUUCUGCUACGAACUACGGCGGACCGACUUGUGGAAGAGAGUCACCAACAAUAUUCCUCAACGGCAGCCAGCACCUCACAGCGUCUCUAGGGCCAGAGCACGUGACCCAGACGGAGGAAUUAAUGCUUCGAUUCAGGACCAGUAGGGCUGGUCUCUUGCUGCGAACCGCAUCAGAGCAUUCGGCGGAUCGAAUAGAAUUGGCCGUAGCUGCUGGUCGGAUCAGAGCGAGCGUCAGGCUUGGAGACAGGGAGAAGAACCUUCUAGCAGGAACUAACGUAGCGGACGACAACUGGCACACGGUCCGGUUCUCCCGCCGGGCCUCGAACCUGAGGCUGCAGGUUGACGGGGCGGCCUCGGUGCGCGGUACGUUAUCCGAAACCAUACUAGGCAAGGCGUCGACUUUAGAGAUAUCGACCCUACAUCUCGGCGGAUUGUACCACCCGGAGGAGGAAAUCCAGAUGACCUCGACAUUACCAAACUUCGUUGGAUACAUACAGAAAUUCGUUUUCAACGGCAUCAAGUAUAUCGAUAUGGCCAAAGCACUCGGCGUCGGAAGCGGCGAAGAGCACAACCGUAUAUACGACACGUCGAAUAUAAUUUUCAACGGGAGAUUCGUGAAGCCAGACUCCCUGAACGUUUACAAAGCGGUUACAUUCAAAUCGAAGCACACGUACGUGGGGCUGCCAUUGUUGAAGGCUUACGCGAACACGUAUCUAGACUUUUACUUCAGAACGACAGAAAUGGACGGUCUGUUGUUUUACAACGGCGGCAAGAAGCAGGAUUUCAUUGCCAUAGAAUUAGUGAGCGGGCAUGUUCACUGCGUCUUCAAUCUGGGCGAUGGCGUGGUCACAAUGAAGGACAAACUGAAGAACUUCUUGAACGACAACCGAUGGCACACCGUGUCGGUCAGACGGCCCACGCCGAAGAUACACACACUACAAGUCGACGAUGACAUCGAAAUGCACACGACUAGCUCGAAUCUAAUGUUGGAACUAGACAGUGUCUUGUACGUAGGAGGCGUGCCCAAGGACAUGUAUACUGUACUGCCGGUGGGCGUGUUGUCCAGGCAAGGUUUCGAAGGUUGCAUGUCCAGCCUUGACCUGCCAGGGGAAUCGCCAUCAUUAUUAGAGGAUGCCGUUGUACCUAGCUCGUCUUUGGGGUCUGGAUGCGAAGGUCCAACGAAGUGCACCCACAACGCAUGCGCGAACAAGGGUGUGUGCGUGCAGCAGUGGAACACGUACGUGUGUGAUUGCGACCUCACGUCCUUCACUGGGCCCACGUGCUACGACGAAUCAAUAGCUUACGAAUUCGGACCAAGCAGAGGGACAAUAACCUACACGUUCCCGCCCAGCUCAGUAGCGGAUACGGAGAUGGACAAAGUGGCGUUAGGCUUCGUCACCAGCAAGGCAGAUGCUGUGUUACUGAAAAUCGAGUCUUCAAACACUCAAGAUUAUAUGCAGAUGGAGAUUAUUCGCGGAAACCUUUUCAUGGUGUACAACGUUGGUGCUGGUGACCAUCCGCUCGGCGACGAGACGACCAGGGUCGAUGAUGGAGCGUACCACGUGGCGAGGUUUACGAGGAACGGCAGCCGAUCGUCGCUCCAGCUCGACAACUAUGACGUCAUCAUUCGGCAUCCGCAAGGUGGUCAGCAGUCGACGAUCUUCAACAGCAUGUCGGUGGUGACGGUGGGCGGCGGCGGCGGCUCGGCGCGCCCGUACAGCGGCGUGCUGGCGGGGCUGGUGGUGGACGGCGUGCGCGUGCUGGAGCUGGCGGCGGCCGGCGACCCCGCCGUGUCCGUGCGCGGUGACGUCAGACGUGCGCACGCGCCGCUCGACAGGGACAUCAACAGGAUGCAACAGACCCCGCCAUCGGGCUACGGAGGGCCGGGAGUACUGGACGAGCUCGUAUACUCGGGAGCAGGCUCAGGAUGCCGAGAUGAUGACGAAGACGCGUGCGUACUCCCCGACGCAGGGUCUGGUGAUGACCUCAUCACUCCCGUUUAUGUACCUUCGACUAGGAGACCACCUUCGAAGACGCAUAAGGGCGACACGAGUGGUAAGCUGAUGAAGCCUUGCGACGACGAGGACUGCAUCGAAGGUUCAGGGUCCAACGGCGAAGAGAUCACGGAACCAGAACGUCCGGCGACAACGUCGAUGUCGUCCAGCACGCACAGCAUGACGCCGCCCGCGCCCGCCACCACGGAGCGGCUGCGGCCCGACGUGACGUCACCCGACGUGACGUCACACGAGGUGCCGCGCACCACGCUGCCCGACCACGACAACAUCCACGCCGCCACGUUCGGCGUGCACACCGAGACCAACAGAAAGACAACCCCGGACGAUCACACGCAUACGGCGCAUUUCACUCCGACCGAUCGCCACGAAGAGGAGCCGACGCACACCACCGCCGAGGACACCAACCACAUGCCGGAGUACGAAGACCGCAACGAGAACGAGAUAGAAGCUCGCACGCCCACCUACGAGAUCGAGGGGGAGCAGGACAGAGCACCCGGGCGAGUCCACCCGGACUACAACGGCUACGAGCACGAGAUCACCACCAAGUGGUAUCACCCGAAGACGACGGACAACAGAGUCGUGCCGCCAGAGUCGGAGUUCUUUGCCACUAUCGUUGGCAUAGUGGCGUCGAUACUGAUAGCCAUAAUAUUGAUAGUCAUAAUUGUGCUCAAAUACAUCGUGUUCAAGUUCGACCCUUCGUACAAAGUCACAGAGGACAAGAAUUACCAGCAAGGAGCCAGCGCCGCGUUGCUAGGCAACCAGAGUCACUCUGGAUACCAGACGGGAGUGCAGGGCGGCGUGGCGGCGGGGGGGCAGGGGGGCGCGGGCCGACCCCUGCAGCCGCUCGCCGCGCCCCCUCCCCACCCUGUCAAGAGGGACGGAAUCAAGGAGUGGUACGUCUAGACCACAGACGCUACAAUAACCCGAUUUAAUGUUAAUGGCUUAAUCAUGACACGUUGUAAACAACACACUGAUAUUAAAACAGCAAUGUUGAUGGUCACAGAAGUAGGCUUUAUCAGUUCAAUCUAGAAAGUCUUUCUCCGCAGUGGGGUAGGCAUAGACAUACACAACGCUUAUUCCCAAAAAAUACCUCUAUAUUUAGUUGGUCGUGGUGUCGCUGUGUUUCAUGGUGUCUGUGACCACCCUCCUCUAAGUGAGCUACAUAUUAUCUGAAGCUCUCAAGUAGAAACAAUAACUGCUAAAGCUAGAAAUAAGCAAAAAUGUGUAGUAUUAAAAGCCAUUAACGCUAAAUCGACAACAGAUCAAAAGACAAUGGACAUAUCAAGGAUUCAAGUGAUGUGUAAGAAAACGAUUUAAGAUUAGUCGCUUCGUCCUGUCAGCAUCGAGGGAUGUUGGGUUUACUCGCAUUUAUCAUGUCAACAGAUGAUCUAAACAUUGUGCCACCUUAACUAUUACGAAAUGUCGUAUUCCCUAUACAUAUAAAUUUGCAUCAAAGUAUAUUUACUAUUAUACUAAACUACAUCUAGUCAGUUCUUCAAACGGCUCGCGGACGUACUGAAAAAUAAUCUUCCUAAAGAACUAUUAGCCUAUUUCUAUUGGAAAACACGUUAUAAUAAUUUAAAUCAUUUACUUUACAAUCAAAAUGCAAGGAAGUUUAAUAACCUAAAAGUACAUAUUAUAAUCCGCAACACGCUUCGUCAGAUUACAGAAAUAGAGUUAUCAGCAACAAGCUUCGUCAAAAAGUACAAUACUUACCUUCAGCUACAAGCGUCGUCAUAAGUAACAUAAAGGUCCACGCUAACAGCAAUGCGCGCGUAGGCAUCGGCUAGUCAAACAAGCCACUCUGGAUCGCACCUGGCCCGAAAGUACCCAUUACGCUAGCAGCAUUGCCACGCUGUAUGGCAAUGGAUAAUCUCUGGACCAGGUACGACCCAGACCGAGGAUCGCGGCUUUGCUCUCUGAGACGGUUUCCAAUAUAAUAAAUUGUAUGAAUUUGAUAACAAUAUGUCAGCGAAUAUAAAUUAAAAAGGUGUAUCACUUAAAACUGUUCCAAGGCUAUAUUUGACAUACGAAAUAAACGGUGGCAUGAUGAAUGUGAAAGAGCAUUCGUAAUUAAUAAAUUGCACGAUCAUUGGGACGACCUCAGAAUGUUAGGGAACUAAGUCGAUAGAUUAAGAGGAGACAUACCGACUGAUUCGCAAGUGUUGUAGUCAUUGUAAAUAAUAAAUAUUCCUAUGUUAUAGUUGUCACUUGUGCAAUCGAUUUUAGUAUUUGAUAUGAACGAAAUUUCAUUGAGAAAUGUCCGACUGUACAGACAAUAAAAUUCUAAUAGAAGACUUUCAGUAUGAUUCUCAAUUGGCGAAAUAAAAAAAAAAGCAUAAAUGGAAACUUGUAAAUGAAACUAUAACAAGACUUGAGAAGUAUCUUGACAAUUCAAUUAUUACCGAUAGUGGUAUAACUAGAGAGGUUUAAUUUAUGGCGGUACUUAAUUUUGGGGCGACUCGGAUCUUCGUCCUUUUUAGCGUUGUAGCUUUUAUUAUCUCCGCACAUACAUAUCCAGCCAUUAUUAGCAGUGUAAACCCAAAAAUAAUACAACACAACAUUCAAAGUAGAAAAAAAAUUUUGCAUGCUAUGAGGAUCUAUGAAAAACAGGUACGAAAUAACUCGUUGAGUACAUGCCGAUGUAGAAGCGUAGAUAAAGUACAAAGUGUACUCGAAUGGCUUGUGAAAAGUGUUGGUUGCUGGUAAGUUAAAACAGAUAUCAGUCUUCUAUGGAUAGAUACCAGACUUAACGAACUAAAGACAAAAGAAGAAGGAAAUAGAAAUCAAAUAAAACUUAUUACGGUGGUUGCUCGAGGUUUGAUUGCGACCGUGAUCAAGAUAAAAGAUAAUUAGAAAAAAUAAAGCCGGAAAUUUUAUUGAUUAAAUACAGGUACAGUCGGACACAAAACUGGAAUUGCAUAGUAACAAUGUGUAAAUAGAUAAGUUAGUUAAUUUAAUCUAGAUCAGUAACUAUUUGGGCUCUUCGAUGACUGUAUAUUGCAAGUUGACUAUUAAUAUUGUAAUGCCUCUCUUAGCUUUACUAAUACUAAGACUCGAUUGUUUCAAAGAUUUACUAGUCUUACAAUUAAUCCGUAAAUUUAUUUCUUUAACUUUACCUCCUUUAUAAUCCAGUUGUUGAUACUAAUUGGGGCUAUGAAACUUAUCAAUACCUAAUAGCGUUCUAAUAGCAAACUUAAGCUGCCAUCUUGAAAUUUAUGCAUAUCGUUCGAAUGAAGACUAUGAAAUGGUUUAUACAUGAUUUUUUCUGAAUAAAAUUUCUUAUAUUUCAUAUAUAAUAUACAAAAGAAGAAAGUAUGUAUUAGCAAAUCAUAAUCAUUGGUAAGAAUUUAGAGUUGGCGAUUGAAAAUAUAGAAGCAAUUCAUGUAUUCUGAAUGAAUAAAACAAAAAUGUCAUAAGUGCCAUUUUGCCUUAUUUAGAUAUCAUGAAAACUGACUACGGUAUAAGAAUGAUAUAUGAAUUGCUUUUGAAUUUUCAGUUUGUAGAAUGGCGUAGAUACCUUCAAGUAUUUCUACGAGCUUGUAGAUUUGGUACGAAUUAAGGACAUAGUAUAUUAGGUUUUUUUUAACCAUUUUCUAUUUAUUUGCAUCUGGCUUAAAAGUGAUAGUUAGAGUGAUAAGUGGUUAUCAAACAUCUUAUCCGGGCUUUUAUCUUAAAAGGUAAUAAAGCGUAAUUACUUUCGAACUUUUUCUUUCUUUUUGGCCCAACAAUAUCUUGCCUCUAAACUAAAGGUUGGCGAUUUUGGCACAAAACGCAUAUUAAAAUGCUUUCAGUAUUUACAAAGCUUCAAAACGUGAAGUCGAAUGUGACAUCCUUGCCUUGUACCAACAUCACUAACAGCGUAUUGAGUGACGACGCGGUGCAGAUAUUGAAAGCGAUCGAUAAAAACAGAUUUGAAUUACCUAAAAUAAAAAGAGAACUUUUUGAUUUGAGCCUACCUUAAAUCCUCUUUAUCCUGAUGAAAAUCUUCACUUCUCUCACUCUAUUUAGUACUUUCGAAGUCCUAAGAUAACUCUUCUCUGCUAAAAUAAAUAUUUAGAGUAAUUACCGUCCCGUUUUCCUCUUACCAUCUGAGCAAUGUUUCAUUUUAAAAUACCUACGUGCGGUGAGGCUUUCUUGCAUUUUCGUGCAUAAUUAAAAUGCAAGAUUGCACCGAAAACGUUUAUCGAAUAAAUUGUUACAAAGCACAGGUUCUAGAAAUAUCUAAUGUUGCAUUUAUUGUAAAUAGUUAAUUAAUAUAAUAUAUAUAUAAAAUAUAAAUAUGUAAAUUAGUUUUAAGACAGUUAACGUGUAUGAUCACACUCGUUUUACGGCACAAAAUGUUUGGCUAUUGGUUUAUCUGUCAAUUUUUAGUGGUAAUAAAUUUGAAUGUAAACUAAUUUGUGGAUUUACUAUAGUUAUUUAUAUGAUUCCUAUUUGGAUGCCGCUGGGAUAGUUGACGGGAGUGAAUUUAAAUAGUCUCUUCAUGAAUUUAAAGUCAUGAGUAGAUUCAUUCACCUGCCUUCAUUAAAUUUUCAGUAAACGUGACGUGACUCAUAUUUUAAAUAACUUUCUAUAAUACACGCAUUAACACUAAUCAUUUUCAUGACACUAAUAAUAUAAAAUUUAAUUAUCCUUAAAUACAUCGAUAAACUGAGCUAUACGAUUUUAUAUAAUAUAUUACUUUAAAGCAGUUUUUCUAAUUUUCAAAAAUUUUCCAAAAAAAACCACUCCACAGAGUUUUUUAGAAUAUUUCCGGGAAAUAAAAAAAAUCGUGAUUGUGGGAAAUUUUAAAUUCAAUUCUAGGUAAUAUGCAGCGGUAUCUUAAAUAGAAGAAUUAGAGCAUAAGUAAAUAAAUUUUUGUUGCAAAAUAUUUCAUGUAAUAAUAUACGAUUUCGGAUCGGACCAAGUUUUGUUUUGUGAAAACAACAGUUGAAGUUGAAAUUAAAAAUGUAUUAAAACUAUUAUGUAUGUAAAUUAA
This is a messenger RNA of Bombyx mori (domestic silkworm), 9255 nucleotides long. Its product is annotated as neurexin 1. Lineage: Eukaryota; Metazoa; Arthropoda; Insecta; Lepidoptera; Bombycidae. The transcript has 28 exons. The record is from RefSeq and is a predicted model, not a curated record. Bases 249 to 5177 code for a protein of 1642 amino acids.